AAGUUUGAAAAGCCGCAGUUCGUCUCGUCUUGUGUCGCGGGGUUGAUUCUGGCUUCACUCUCUCGCUCUCAUUGGAGAGAGUCAGAGCUAAUUUUUAAGGACUUUGGGAGAAUUGUAUCUGCUGCUUUAUGUUUUUGGAUAAUGGCUGCUGUUGAAUUCAUCAAAGACCUUUGUACUCCAGCGCUGAUCAUUGACCUGGAUCAGAUGAAGAGAAACGCUGAAGGCAUGCUCGAGCGCUUCCACACACUGGGAGUCCAGCUCCGACCUCACAUGAAAACACACAAAACACUGGAGUGUGCGGACAUCAUGACAGGAGGCUCUCGUCGUUGUAUUGUUGUGUCUACUCUAGCCGAGGCGGCAUUCUAUGCUGAUAACGGCUAUGACGAUAUACUUUAUGCAUACCCUCUGCCAUUUGAUAAAGUGGAGCGCUGUGCAGAGCUGUCCGAGAGACUUUCUCUAUUCCAGGUCAUGGUGGACAACCACCUCGCCCUGCAGGAACUGAAGAAGAGGCCUCUGAAACAGGGACAGGUCUGGAAAGUGUGGAUGAAACUGGAUUGUGACAAUGGGAGAGCGGGCGUUCCUCAUUGUGACCCAGCUGCUCUACAGCUCGCCCUGGAGAUCUGGGACACUUCAGGGGUGGAGCUGAUGGGAAUUUACGCCCACUGUGGGAACACUUAUGCCUGUCAGGGGGAGCAGCAAAUCAAAGCUGUUGCUCAGGAUACCACUAAGAUUGUGCUACAGUUCAUGGAGAAGUUGGAGGCUGCUGGAAUAAAAGGUGUCAAAUCCAGCAUUGGCUCCACCCCUUCCUGUAGCCAACCAGUGCCAGACAUGGCCCUGUUGAGUGAGGUGCAUCCUGGGAACUACAUAUUUUAUGAUGUGCAGCAGUCCCUCAUCGGCUCCUGUAGCCUUGAGGAUGUGGCAGUACGGGUGCUGACACGGGUCAUAGGUCACUACCCACACAGGAACCAGUUACUUGUAGAUUGUGGGUGGACAGCACUGAGUCAUGACGGCGGGGGGCGCUUACCUACAGGAUACGCCAUCAUCGAAGGACACCCAGAACUCAAACUCCUGUCUAUGACUCAGGAACACGGCAGGGUGGAGCCCAUCUCUGGAAAACUGGACUUCAAGCAGUUCCCACUGGGGUCCCUCCUCACACUCAUGCCUUACCAUGCUUGUGCUACUGCUAUGAUGCAUCCAGUUUAUUUUGUCCAUUCUAAAGGGAAGAUUAUAGACACCUGGAAACCCACCCGAGGCUGGUAACAAUCUUUAGCAGACGGACUCCGCUGGAACAGCUGGGGACUGUGGAUGAAAAUGUUUAGUAUUUGUCACAAACUGAGGAUUUUCUGUUCUGAUAGGCAGGUGACUCUUAGAAACAUACCUAAAGAGCAUUUUUAUCUGGAUCCAAGGAGGUUGGAGAAAUUGCAGUUAUUUUCUUGAGAAGCAUUGUUGAAAAUGUAAUAUUUUAGUAAUACAGCCUUUAUGUAAACUGGAAGACUUAUAAAUUGUAAUCUUCUUUAAAAAAAAAAAUUUUUCUUCUUCUUUCAUCAGUUAAAACACUUCAAAAGGACUAUGAAAAAGAAUGUGAUUUCUUCUUUGUAUCUGACUAAACUUGCAUGCAGUGCUUAAACAGUUUUGGAAAGAUCUGAUAUUAACAAUGUGUACCUCCGUCUGUAAUAAAACCAUUUACCACAGUGACAUUGUUUAAAAACCGGAA
Molecule: messenger RNA, 1714 nt
Organism: Carassius auratus (goldfish)
Lineage: Eukaryota; Metazoa; Chordata; Actinopteri; Cypriniformes; Cyprinidae
Product: D-threo-3-hydroxyaspartate dehydratase
Exons: 8
Coding region: 142-1260 (372 amino acids)
Biological process (GO): D-serine catabolic process
Molecular function (GO): D-serine ammonia-lyase activity
Source: RefSeq, a predicted model, not a curated record